Bolinopsis microptera is the source of this 1369-nucleotide messenger RNA. Its product is annotated as arrestin domain-containing protein 3-like. NCBI's taxonomy places the organism in Eukaryota, Metazoa, Ctenophora, Tentaculata, Lobata, Bolinopsidae. Gene Ontology annotation, biological process: protein transport. The transcript is spliced from 4 exons. The record is from RefSeq and is a predicted model, not a curated record. Gene Ontology annotation, cellular component: cytoplasm. The coding region runs from base 20 to 1369 and encodes 449 amino acids.
UGAAUUUCUGUUAUUGAAGAUGGAAAAGGAAUCGAUAACAAAGUUUGAGAUCCGGCUUCACAACCGGAACCCUCGGCCAGUAUACUCUCCCGGACAGACCAUAGCAGGGCAGGUGUUUCUCAAAUUAGCAGCUGAGCUUGACUUCCGUGCCAUUACCUUGGAAAUGCAUGGUGACGCCAAUGUUGCUUGGACAGAGCAGAGUGGAGGAGAGAGAAACCACACAAUUCACUAUAAAAACUCUGAGACCUACCUUAACAUAGAACUGUAUCUUAUCGGGGACGGCAGGGAGGAGAGCAAGCUUCCGGCUGGACGUCACAACUUGCCCUUCUCUAUAACUCUUCCCACGAACAUACCCGCCACUUUCACUGGAAAGCAUGGGAGGGUCCAGUAUGACUUGACUGUUAAAAUUAGAAGAAAAAAGAAACCUCUGUACAUUUUUCUUGAUGUCACAGUUGUGUCAACAAUCGACCUCAACCAGGAUAUGUACGGUGCAGCACAUCCGAAGACCAUUAGUGGGAGUAAAAAGUUUGGAUAUCUCUGCUGUACUACUGGUCCACUCAGCGCUUCACUCUCCUUCCCCAAGCUGGGGUUCGUGUGUGGGGAGAGCAUUUCCUUUUCCGCUAGUAUAGAGAAUCUUAGCAACAAGGUCAUGACCAAAUCAAAGAUAAAGCUGAUUGAGAGCAAUAUUUUCACAUCAUCAUGUGGUAAGAAGCAGACCGUAAACAAGACAAUAUUGACCCGCACGAGGGGAAGGAUUGCACCGGGUGCCAGUUUCACGUGGAGUAAUGUCGGGCUCCUCCUACCACCCCUCCCGCCCUCCCGCCUCAUCAACUGUAACAUCAUAGAUAUAAUGUACACUGUGGUGCUCAGUGUGCAUCCCUUAUGGUUUGGGUAUCAUCUGAACGUUCCGGUGAACAUCACCAUCGGUACAAUCCCACUUCGUCAACAUGAACAGGUGCAACACAUCAACCUCCAAUACCAGCCGGACGCAAACGCACCGCCUCCAGCCAUAAGUGCACCACCACCAGACAUUAGUGCACCACCACCAGACAUUAGUGCACCACCACCAGACAUUAGUUCACCGCCUCCAGACAUUAAUCAUAAUGCACCGCCUCCAGCCAUAGGUGCACCACCGCCAGACAUUAGUUCACCGCCUCCAGAUUUUAGUGCACCGCCUCCAGACAUUAAUGCACCACCACCAGACAUUAGUGCACCGCCUCCAGACAUUAAUGCACCACCACCAGACAUUAGUGCACCACCACCAGACAUUAGUGCACCACCACCAGACAUUAGUGCACCACCACCAGACAUUAGUGCACCACCACUACCCAGCUAUGAAGAAGUGAUGCACGGUUGGGCGGCGAUGUAA